Messenger RNA from Rosa chinensis, 1364 nucleotides. RefSeq lists its product as uncharacterized. Gene Ontology annotation, biological process: gluconeogenesis. The transcript is spliced from 9 exons. Lineage: Eukaryota; Viridiplantae; Streptophyta; Magnoliopsida; Rosales; Rosaceae. Gene Ontology annotation, molecular function: phosphoenolpyruvate carboxykinase (ATP) activity; ATP binding. Gene Ontology annotation, cellular component: cytosol. Bases 252 to 1187 code for a protein of 311 amino acids. The record is from RefSeq and is a predicted model, not a curated record.
UUCAUCGCAGCAGCGUGCGAGAAUUCUGUGGGGGUCUGAAUUGGGGUUUGGCGGGAAGAGGUGUAAUUGUAGAGGACAAAGCUUUCCAAAAUUUGAACUCCUCGCAACUCUAUCUCCAUGGCGCAACAGUUGCAGAAUCACUGUCUGGACUUGCGGUUUAUGUUAGAGGAAAUGUCACCGGAGAAGCUCGUAAAAUUUCCAAGCCGCAGUCUGGCAAACUUUUAAAACAGGUUACCAAUCACAUAUCAUCCAUGUCAAACAUAUAUGUCCAUGAUGGGGCAGUUGGUUCAUCACUCAAAGCUGGUGCGAAAGUUCGCGUUAUAAGUGAUAGCCCAUCUGCUGUAUUGUCACUUUCCAGCAUUCUCUGGGGGACACCCACCCGUGCAGUCUCUCAUGAUUCUCGUCCUUUAACAGUUUAUGUGGCUACUUCUAUAAGUCCAGACAUUGGAGACAUUAUUGGCCUUGAAUUGAAAGGAGAUAAUGCAUUUAUAGCUGCUGAUAUUGAGCGUUCUUCACUUGUUUUAUGUGGCAAUGCCUUCUCAGAUUCAAAUGCAACUAAACAAGCACUAGCUGCCUUGUCUGGACCUGUUAUAUUUGCCCGAAGAGGCCUUCCCCUGUCUGCAAGGCUUUUAGUUUUUGGUGAUUCUGUGCUUCUUUUAUUUGCACCAGAAGAUACCAUUAAGGUGUGUGGAGAUCUGUUGGUGCCAGGAGAUAUAGGUGUUAUUCUUUCUUCUGAAGGUGUUGCCCCAUUGUUUCAAACUGGAAGCUCUGGUAGCUCAAAUCUAUUCAAGUUGCCAGUUGCUGUAGUCCUUGCAACUUUUGACAGUUCUGGUGUUAUACCUUCUGUAUCAAAGCUUGCACCUGGCCAGGCAGCUUAUCACUUCCUGGCUGGUUAUCAAAAUGGGAAGUUCAUGCCUGCAUACAGCAAAGGCCCUUCAUCUAUUGACCUGUUGGAACUAGCAAAGGAGUUUCUGUUGAAGUUGAAAGAUGACCGGAUCUCAUCCUACCUGGUUAAUGCCAAUGGAGGAGAAAAGGGUGCAACUGGCAAAGAUUUUGCUCGGUUGGUGGAAUCAACUCUGUCAAAUAACAUCCCACCGUUCCAAGCAAAAGGUGGGAAUCUUCAAGACACAUACAAGAGCUUCUUAUCCAGCAGAUUUGGAGAAGUGCCAGAAGAAUUCUCAUUCUGAGAUUUAGUGAAUUGUCUUUGUAAGCUGUAAUCCAUCUUCUCCCCAAGGUGAUUCUUUCACUUAAAAGGCUCAAAAGGAUAAACGUGUCUGUCUGUAUGUAAUCCAGCCAAAUCAAAUCAGCGCCUUGCUUGAGUUUGUAUUAUGAAUUCAUGGUAAAAAUGUCAUAAUUACUUGCAA